AGAAAAAUUAGGCGAGAGGGAAGUUGACAGACUGUAUGAAUGAGGGCUUGGCAUGAUGAAUUGUGCGGACCAAGCUGGGCCUCAGAGUGAUUUGAUCUCUUCAACUGUUCCGACUUCUUUUGGUCUGGUUUUUCUUGUUCUGGUUUGUUGUGUUCUGGUUUCUCCUUUCCUGGUUUCUUCUGUUCUGGUUUCUUCUGUUCCGGUUUCUUAGACUGUUUCGACUCCUCAAUGUGCUUUGAAAUUUUAGGCUGUUCUGGUAUCUUAGGUUGCUCGAGGGUUUUAGAUUGCCCCGGUUUCUUGGAUGGUUGCAAUUUCUUAGGUUGCCCAGGUGUUUUGGACUGCGCCUGUUCCAUACGUUGUUUUGGUUUCUUGGGUUGUUCUACUUUCUUAGGCUGCUCCGAUUCCUUGACCUGCGCCGGUUUGUUCGGCUGUUCCGAUUUUUUCUUUGGAGCCAUAUUACUCAGCUAUGAAAAUGACUGACAAGAUCUCAAUGGUUCUAGAGGUGGAUAGAGAGAAUCUUAGCUUGUAUCUCAUUUUAUACAAAUUGAUCG
Molecule: messenger RNA, 551 nt
Organism: Colletotrichum acutatum
Lineage: Eukaryota; Fungi; Ascomycota; Sordariomycetes; Glomerellales; Glomerellaceae
Exons: 1
Source: RefSeq, a predicted model, not a curated record